This is a messenger RNA of Mus musculus (house mouse), 6698 nucleotides long. RefSeq names its product poly(A) binding protein, cytoplasmic 4-like (gene Pabpc4l). Bases 347 to 1459 code for a protein of 370 amino acids. The record is from RefSeq and is marked validated. NCBI's taxonomy places the organism in Eukaryota, Metazoa, Chordata, Mammalia, Rodentia, Muridae. Gene Ontology annotation, molecular function: nucleic acid binding; RNA binding. The transcript has 3 exons.
GAGCCCAGCUGCAGAGGCUGGGGAGCGAGCCAGAGGGGCGGGGGAGGAGCAUGGUACCCCCCCAAAAAAGUGUGAAAGAGCAAACAGUGCUAGCCAGCGAGCUCCGGGUUCCUGCCGCCUGCAGUCCAUAACCUGGCUUGGCUGAAAGUUUAAGCCAGCAGAACACAGGAACACAGCACAGGGUCUGGGCCUGUUUGUGCUCCGAAACCAGCCACCAGCGCCUGGGAUGGAGGCAGAUGAAGGGCCUGUCCUGGCCAGCCACUUGAAGCUACAGCCUUGAGAGCUGCAGGCUUGUAGAGUUGGGGUCAAAAAAAGGAAAUAAACCAAACAAGCCAAGAAGAAAAAGAUGAGUCUGGAAGCUAAGUACCGUGCAGCUUCCCUCUACGUGGGUGACCUCCACGAAGAUGUCACGGAGGACAUGCUCUUCAGGAAGUUCAGCACAGUGGGGCCGGUGUUGUCCAUCCGAAUCUGCAGGGACCUGAUUUCCCAACGUUCACUAGGCUACGCCUAUGUCAAUUUUCUCCAGGUUAAUGAUGCCCAGAAGGCCUUAGUCACCAUGAACUUUGACGUGAUCAAAGGUAAAUCCAUUCGUCUCAUGUGGUCUCAACGGGAUGCUUGCCUGAGGAGAUCGGGAGUCGGGAAUGUGUUUAUCAAGAAUCUGGACAAAUCCAUUGAUAACAAAACCUUGUAUGAACACUUCUCACCUUUUGGAACGAUCAUGUCUUCCAAGGUGAUGACUGAUGGAGAAGGCUCCAAGGGCUAUGGCUUCGUGCACUACCAGGACCGGAGAGCGGCAGACAGGGCCAUUGAGGAGAUGAAUGGCAAGCUGCUGAGGGAGAGCACUUUGUUCGUGGCCAGAUUCAAAAGCCGUAAGGAUCGGGAGGCUGAGCUCAGAGACAAACCAACCGAGUUCACUAAUGUGUAUAUCAAAAACUUUGGAGAUGACGUAGAUGAUGAGAAGCUCAGGGAAGUUUUCAGCAAAUAUGGCCAAACUUUGAGUGUUAAGGUGAUGAAAGAUGCCACUGGGAAGUCCAAAGGCUUUGGAUUUGUGAGUUUUGAUAGCCACGAGGCUGCGAAAAACGCAGUUGAAGACAUGAAUGGACAGGACAUAAACGGGCAGACGAUUUUUGUAGGCAGAGCCCAGAAGAAGGUAGAACGACAGGCUGAGUUAAAGGAAAUGUUUGAGCAGAUGAAAAAGGAAAGAAUCCGUGCACGCCAGGCAGCUAAGCUCUACAUUAAGAACCUGGAUGACACCAUCGAUGAUGAAACACUGCGCAAGGAAUUUUCAGUCUUUGGGUCCAUUUGCAGGGUUAAAGUGAUGCAGGAAGCAGGGCAGAGCAAAGGCUUUGGCUUAAUCUGCUUCUUCUCCCCGGAGGCAGCGGCGAAAGCAAUGGCUGAGAUGAACGGCCGCAUCCUUGGCUCCAAACCCCUCAACAUUGCACUGGGACAGAAGCACUGAGCCCAACAUGAUCCUACCUCGCAAUCUGAGAAGCAGCUAGGAGAACGAUACUGCUCUCCAUCUUUCCGGUGCUAUAAGGAAGGGUAAUCUUGAAAAAACCCAGUGGCUGCUUAAUUUACUGCAAUCGUGCAAGGAAAUGUCUAUACGAAAACAUUUCGUUUUAUGUGAAUGAAAAAAAAAUGUACGUUAGAAGUUUGAUUUGUUUUACAGAGCAUAUCUUCAAAAAAAUUUAAAAAUUCUUAUUUUCUACUACUUAGAACCGUUUAGUUGGUUACAUUCAUAUUACAUUUUGAAUUAAGUGAACCAAAUGCUUGUCUCUAUUGAAUAUUUUAUUCUUUCAGGUUAAUAACUGUGAGCUUUAAUUUCUCCUAUAAAAAUUGCCCAUAACAAAUUUAAUUUUUUUAAACUAACAAGAAUCUUUUAACUUUUUUUUUUUUUUUUUUUUUUUUGCAAUUCAAAAUGUAGAAAUUGGUAGCCAGAAUGAAGUUAAAUCACAUAUUGCACUUCUGAGUUAAUCCAUCCAAGCCAAAGUUCUAAUAUACAUGCAUAAACAUAUUCUGGUGUAUUUGGUUUUAUUCUAUUUUAAGAUGAUGUUAGAGCUUUCUGGGGUUUGGUUUGGUUUGGUUCUUACACUUUUUGUAUAUUUGCUGUAAUCUGCUUGGUGUUUUUUUUUUCUGCUUCCUUAUGUUAUAUACAUUUAUCUAUGCUGUUUAUGGACAUUUAACUUCAUCUUAAAUCAAAUCACACCCAUGUGGUUCAAUGUGAUGCAAUUUUAGGCAUUCACUAGAUGCUGAUGUUGUGAAAGUCAUAGCUAUGCAACUCAGAAACUCCAUCUAAUGUAAAUCUUGAAAAAAAUCUUCAUGUUAUAAAAAUCUAUCCUGGUUUUCAGAAUAUAAGUGCCUUAUUUUUCUAAAUCUCCACCUCCUUUUAUUAGACUGUGUUAGCCCUGUAUUAGACUGUGUUGCGUUUGCGUUUGCUCUUGGCCUUGGCUCAUGUUCCGACAAAUGUGAGGUUAUGUUGCUUGAUGUGUGUUUUAGCAUGUGUUUUAUUUGACACUCUUCCCACAUGAUGUAUCUAUUCUGUCCAUAAAGUCUAACUCAUUUUUACACAUUUUUACAAAGACACUGUCAUAUUGGUGUUUCAUAUAGGCUACCUCAAAUCUAUCUGAAAUAAGAGGUAAGAGUUAUUUAUUUACAACUUACUCAUUAUCUUAAAAAUGUUACCAAAGGUUGGAAAACUCAUGUUAUUUCUUCUGCUUUCCAUUCUUUCUGGUUCUUUCAUUCUUCUCCAUUUUUGAUUGUUUGGUCAUUUCUUAUUACAAUCUUUUAAUUUAUGUAUUACAAAUACAUUUUUUCCUUAACAAAAUUUUAUGAGGAAAGUUUCAUUUUGUGUUUAUAAACCAUAUAUACAUAUAUACGUAGCAAGUUUUUCUAAUCUCAAUGAGAAAAGAAAACAGUUUAAAAAAAAGUAAAAAAAAAAUAUUUUCUACAAAUACAUUCUGCUGAAAUCUGCCACAUAUUGUCCCUAACUUUUUAUGUGUACACUAAGAGCUGAUUUAGGAAAGGCGACAUCAACAAUUUUGUUUGAAAUCAUUGUUUUGUAUUUGAUGUUGUCAGAUGCUCAAACGUAACUUACUCAAGGAAUGACUUACCUAUUACAUUAGGGGCUUUUGACUUUGGCCAAUGGGUUUUCCAUGAUUCCCAAACUCUUGAGAAAUAUGGGUGGCUUUGCAAUGCUUCUCUUCUGGUCUUGACUUCUGCCAAGAUAACUUGAAGGUACGCAUUCUUCCCAACUCCUAUUGAUAUGCUUCCAAUUCUUUUCUGGAAAAAUAAACUAUAAUUCAGGACUUAAAAUCAAUUUAUUUUCAUGUGUUGCCAAAAUAUCUUACAGAUAUUUCAUAACAAUAACAUUUUCAUUGUAAGUAUAGGCAAAUGCACAUUUCCAUAUUGUCCAAGGACAUAAAUAUUUUGUUAGGAUCUGGCAGAUUGAGCAUAGUUAUGAUAAAUAACCACUACUCUUUCAUUGUAUGGUUUUAAUAGCUUCUUUUUUUUUAAUUGUCAAAUUUUUACCUGUGUCCAUUGCAUUAAUAUUUCAACACUUGUAAAUUUAGUGUUUCAAGAACCUAAGCUAUUUUUUCUCUUGAGUAUUUAUAUCCACAGUUUUCUAUCACAUCAAAAACUAUUUUAAACCUUACCAAUGUUCUCACUUUGUUUACAGUUUGUAAAGCUGUCCCAAAGACAGAUUUUGAACACAACUUUUUCAGUAUCUCAUUGAGAUGACAUUUUUUAUUGUGAUUUGUUCUAAACACUUUAAAAUGUCUGUAUAUACACAUGUAGAUGUACAUGUGUGUGGAGUAUAAACAUGGAGACAGGUAGGCAAUCCAUGUUGUCUUCUAUUAAUGUGUAUGGCUCAUAUUAUCAAUAUUUUUAUAAACAAAACUUGUUUAUAUUUUGUGUAAAGAGUACAAUAAAAGUUUUAGCUAUGUCUUGCCUCUACACCAUUAAGCAGCACAUGUUUGGGUUAGUACUGAUAUAAACUGUAUCAGAGCUGAUAUAUACACUCAAAUUCAUUGGCUUGCAGAAUCUCUACCUUGAUGAGUAUUUUCAUCAUCAGAAGUACCAGAAGUUGCCAGGACUGGAGAGUACAAAAUGAAAACAUUUUCUGGGAGAUUUAAUCUGCAAAAGUGUCCAGAUAAUUGAACAAUGAAAACAUCUCUCUUUUGUGCACAAAUAAUUGGUUAAAUAGUUUACCAUAUGCAUAGAUAUAUUGUUAUAUCAGCUUAAUAAUGCAGUAUCCUAAUACCUUAGUAGAAAUUGUAUAUUCCUAGUAUUUAGCAUAAAAUUUGACAGUUCAUUCUCUUUAAUUUUUAAAUAUUAUUCAUUCUAAAUUUGUGUGUAUGUUUGUGCACAUGUGUGAAUUUGUGCAUGCAUCUGCAUGUGUGUGUGUGUGCAUGUGUGUUUCAACAAUUACAUUGUAUCUUCCUAGUUAACAAGUUUUCACAAAUUAAAAAUUUCUGUAACUAAGUGCCUUGAAUAAGAAAGACAAUCUUUGCUUCAUUAAUAAAUCAAAGCUAAUCCAAACAGAAAUGCCUUCAGCCAGUAUCUCUACUCCUCCCCCACGUAUACUCCCUAUCUGUUGUAUAGAUGACUAUGUUUUACAGAUGAUGUAACACAUAUGUGCCUUGUUCCAGUUUUCAAAAGUCACAUGGAAAUUGUUAAAAUAUAAUUUAAUGUUCUCUAUAUUCUUCAAAUCCUAAAGAGACAAUACUAAACAUAAUUUACCCCGUCAAUGAUGGAUAUGUCUGCGUUAUUUAUGUUCAUUUCAAUUAUCUGUUUCUAAGUGUAGGUGUUUAUAUUUCAUGCUUUUAAAUGUUUCAUAAUUCUUUGACCUGAAAUCUGGUUCUGUACGUAUUCACAAUAAAAGGAUCAGUUAUUCAGUAGCUGUUCUAACGUGUAGCCAGGUUUCAUAAGAAACAGUUGACUGUUGUGUUAGUUCAGACAGUACUCAACGUGUGAAAUCAUUUAAAAAAAUGUGAAAAAAUGCAUGAUGCCUUAUAAAUCAAAGUUUGACAGGCCAAUAUUUGGGAUGGCUUUCUUACGAACAGACACUAAGAAUGAUCAUACCAUCACUAGAUGAGAGGGAACCUUAAUGUGUGCUCGCUCUGUUCCUUUUCUUCUUCCCCUUCCCAUUCAAUAGCCUCCAACCUUUUACCUUGGAGGCUCCACUUGAGGGAGCUUGUCUACUCUUUAUCAUCACCCAAAGGCAUGCUGUUCACAGCCAACCUGAGAUAAGAUUGGCAUUCUAGGUGCCUUAAGAUGGGGAAUAACUUCCUCACAUAUGUGCUUGAGUGACUGCCUGCAUGUGAAAACUAUAGCAAUUAAAAACAUAAAAUUCAUCCAAAAUGUUGGGUGCUUAGGAUUAUUUUUUUCUUUAUUUUCUUUUGGAAUAUGGUUCCUAAUAUGAUUUUACAAGCAUAGCAGUGAUUGUCUAUGUUUACUUUUUUGAUUGUACUUUGGCUCUUAUUAACAGAAAAACUAACUCAAACUGAAAAAGUAUGUUGAUUUCCAAAAAAUACGCAGAGUUAAGCAUCGUCAGUCAUCUUGGAUCAGGUUUCUGCAUACUUUAGCUGGUGUCUCGCUGCUCAUCACUUUCAAUACCUUGGUUUAUAUUAUCUGCCACUUAUGUGGUGAAUGUCCCUAUCAACACACAAACACAGCCUGAAUCAGAAGGCAAUGGUAUUCUUUAGAAACCACCUCUCUCAAUUCUUGUUGCUUAGUUUUUGUACAGAUAUUCAAAAAGAUCUGCCACUGUCAUAGUGAAAAGUAUCAAUUUCCAAGUUUUCUUGUGGAAUGUGGUUGGUUUUGAUGGGGAAAAAUGAGAUGUACAUGGACAUAUUUUGGAACAAACAAUACCCUAGAAUGUUUUCUAUUGUCUGUAUCUAAAUUAGAGUUAGAAUUUUCUCAAGUUUUAAAAUUAUUUACAAAUAGUCCUCUUUAGUUAUUUAUUAUAGAUUUUUUUUAUUUUUAUCACAAUUUUUAAAAAUAUUUUUAUUAGGUAUUUUCCUCAUUUACAUUUCCAAUGCUCUCCCAAAAGUCCCCCAUAAUGUUGUCUUUUCACAUAGUACACAAUACUAAAGCUAAUGAUUCCCUCCUACUUCCUUUUGCAUCAUCACCAUGGGAAAUAAGUCAUGCAGAUUUAUAGCAGUAGUAAGUAUAAAGUGAAGUUUGUUUUUAUUUGGUAAAAGGAUUCAUGUUGUUAUUUGACAGGAUUACCUACUAGAACUAAAGAGCAUACUGAAAUCUACAACUGGAAAGAUCCAAUUUAGCUUAGUCAUCUGAAUUACCAAUUCACAUAAUUAUUGAAAGAUAUGAAAUGGUCAGAACUGAAUCAACAGAUAUCACAUUUAAUAAGCUAUUGUUUUCUUGAUUUUCAGUUCAGUAUAGCCCCAGUCUGUAUCAUUUGUGCACUCACUAAUAUCUCAAUUAAAAAUGAGGAGGAAGGAUUCUUUAAUAAGCUCUGUAAACCAACGAUUGUUAUAUACUACUUAAUAAAUUUAAAGAAAAACAUUUCCUACUGGCAAAUAUUAAGAAAGUUCUAGAAAGUUGUAUAUUUACAAAAUGGAUAAAACUCUAUAUACCUGUACUAAACUCAGAGUAACAAACAUACUUGACUUGCAGUUGUUAAGGUCAGAUUGUAUUGCACGCUUACUAAGCAAUAAUAAAUGCUUUUGCUCUUUGUU